AUGCACAUACCUGGUCAAGCCACCAGGUACUUCUCAUUCCUUUCUCAAAACGAUAUGUCUGAGGAUAAGGUCGAUACCGAUACAUUGAGAGGGUAUUUCAAGAAGUGCCUCAGCAGUGAUGUGCUUCUUCUCCAAAUGAUGGGAUUAAAAUCAAUGGGGACAAUUUUUACGAAUACCAAACCCCGUUGGUCGUAUUUGGAAGGUAUUCCAUUCUUCAUUGCGCUGCCAGGAUUAUGUUUCGGAUUGAGUUGUGAGAUUCCUAUGAUAAUUGUACUUUCAAAACUUGAUUUCGUGAUAUCCAUCGAAGUGGCCGCCGCUUUUUUGACGUCUUCGUUAACUAUUUUUAAGGGCUUUCGAAUAUGGAUUUACCGACGAGAAUUAUACAGCUUGAUAAAAACCUGUUAUGACCGCUGGAACAUUCAAGUAUCACGUAGAACGAUCACAGAUAGCAUGAUUAAGGAUGCCCAGUCAACACGUACUGUGAGGGUAGUUUAUCUAACAGUGGUGAUGGGAGUGAUGUCUGCAUAUAUAUUACGACCAUUUAUGGCAUAUUUCAAAUACGUUUACACUGGGUCUAAUGAGACCUUUGACUUUUCUUCGACUGAGUGGCCAGCUCUAUACCCAUUCCCACUGGAUUCACCUGGACCGUUCUUUGCUACCCUAACAUAUGAGACUAUCGGAAUGUAUUUUUUAAGUUUGUUCUGGGUAGCAGCCGAUGGUCUCUUUGCUCAGCUUACAACACAUUUAUCAAUUCAAUUUCAGAUUCUUGCUAAUGAGAUUCGUCGUACAUCUCCAACCCCAGACUUUUCGUCAUACGAUGCGGCAAGAAUCGCGAAACGUUUGAAGAAAAUUGUACAGGAACAUUUGGAGUUAUUUGCAUACGUCAAAUUAUUGGAGAAGAUGUAUAAUCCAUUACUAUUUGCAACUAUAUUAGUCAAUGGAAUAGAUCUUUGCACCUGUGUCUACAGUCUGCAAUUUAGACUUGACGAAGCCAAUUGGGGGGAUGUUGAAAGGAACCUGGUACACGCAAUGAGUAUACUCUUACAAACUUCUAUGUUUUGUACAUUUGCUCAGCGCCUUAACGAUGAGAUCGCUGGAGUUCGUCAGGCAGCUUACGAAUCACCAUGGACAGAAUUUAGUAUACCAUUAAAAGUGUUGAUUCUAUUGAUCAUGAUCCAGACACAGCAGGAGUACGUAUACUCAGCCUAUGGAUUACUUUAUCUGAAUAUGCCUCAGCUUACUACGGUGGGUAGUAAUUUGAAAAAUGAUUUUUCAUUUUCAACGUCUUAUUGGAAGUUUAUUUUGACAGAUCCUCAGUGCAGCUAUGAGAUACUUCACACUUCUACGUAGUGUUACUUAAUAUCUCUUACUGAAUACGAUUCACAAUGUCGGAAAUGCAACAUUCAUCUUAAUGAUUUCGAUGAUCAUUAAUUAAUUAUCGGUGUUGCUGUUUCCAUUUACGAAUAGAUUUUAUGUGCACAAUU
Molecule: messenger RNA, 1484 nt
Organism: Diachasmimorpha longicaudata
Lineage: Eukaryota; Metazoa; Arthropoda; Insecta; Hymenoptera; Braconidae
Product: odorant receptor 13a-like
Exons: 7
Coding region: 1-1350 (449 amino acids)
Biological process (GO): detection of chemical stimulus involved in sensory perception of smell; sensory perception of smell
Cellular component (GO): plasma membrane
Molecular function (GO): odorant binding; olfactory receptor activity
Source: RefSeq, a predicted model, not a curated record